Ylistrum balloti is the source of this 1089-nucleotide messenger RNA. RefSeq lists its product as uncharacterized. Gene Ontology annotation, biological process: protein targeting to membrane; peptidyl-L-cysteine S-palmitoylation. Bases 1 to 1089 code for a protein of 362 amino acids. NCBI's taxonomy places the organism in Eukaryota, Metazoa, Mollusca, Bivalvia, Pectinida, Pectinidae. The record is from RefSeq and is a predicted model, not a curated record. Gene Ontology annotation, cellular component: Golgi apparatus; endoplasmic reticulum. The transcript is spliced from 2 exons. Gene Ontology annotation, molecular function: protein-cysteine S-palmitoyltransferase activity.
AUGGAGAGCACAGGUAGAAUGGGAUCCAGAAUGGCGAACGAUGUGAUUUUGGAUAUCAACGACCAACAGAAACCCCGGACAUUGAUGGAAAAAAUUCGACAUCGCUACAACGACCAGGAGGUUGACAAUCGUAUCAAAUUAUCUGCUCAGAAGUGGGUGCGAGUUUUGAUACUUCAGAUACCCGCACAAUUGUUUAUGUUUCAUUGUUACAUAAUUCCCUAUCUGUUUGAAGAAUACGACGACUGGACACAUUAUUACCUCAAAGUUCUGACCACAUAUUUGGCCAUACAGUGUGUAGCUAACUACUUCGGUACAAUUCUUUAUGAUACAAGCAUUUCUAACACGAAAGAUCGGCCCGAUAUACAGGGAUUGAGCGACCGAUGGGAGAACCCGCCCGAACAUUUUGUUACUCUCCUUUACCAGAACGGAAGUGCUAUUACAAUGACUGAAUCGGAGGAGAUUGACGAUUCCGGAUUUGUAUGGAAAUAUUGCGAUAUUUGUAAAAUCUACAAACCGCCUCGCACUCAUCACUGCAAUAUAUGUAAGAUGUGUAUUCUGAAGCGUGACCAUCACUGCUACAUACUUGGGAAUUGUAUUGGAUUUAAAAACCAGAGAUAUUUCGUUAUAUUACUUUUUUAUGUCACUGUUAUUGGCUUAUUAGGUGGAUGUCUCCAGUUUAAAUACCUGCAAGUGUUUUAUUAUCCGUACAGCUACGCAUGGACAGAUUUUAUUCCUCCAGUUGCGUUGUACCGCUGGCUGUACGGAACGGUUGACGCCAUGUCCUUACACGUGUGUGUUAUGAUCCAACAAAUCUACCUGGAGUUCUUGUUGGGGGUGAUAUGUUUCUUCUAUUUCAAUUUACAAAUCGCCAUUAUUUUCAGAGGAAAAACACUAUAUGAGGUGGCAAAAUUUGUACCUGUCCGGAACUUCAAUAGUAUUAAUCGUAAUUUCCGUUCUGUUUUUGGCGAUUUUUGGGUUUUGAACUUCUUUUUUCCAAUGCAGGUAAUAUUUCGACAGAGAGACGAUGGUAAGACUUGGGAAGGAAUCAAAGUUGACCAUAAUGCUAAUCUACAAGGAAAAACCAACUGA